UGGAAAGGGAGCGUUUCUCGCUCAUCUCCAACACAUGCGUAGGGCGGCGGCGAGAGUUUGGAGGUCCAGACGUGACGGAGAAAGUGUACCUUUGCCCAUCCUGGGGGUUUCUACAAAAGGUCUGAACCCCAGAACCCCCUCUCCCAUCGUCCAACGGGGCGAGGGAAGGUGUCCCCCCUCAACGCACGUGCCGGGCGAGAGCGAGACAGAGCGUCUCCCUCUCCCAGUCCAUAAAAACGGCGACCCGCGUGGCGUACAGCGGCAUUCGAAGAAAGCCUCCGUCGCCGGUUGCCCAACGCGCAGGGCGACCCAUCGCCAUGUCCUCCACCAGGCAGGUCGCGAUGUGUCUUGCGCGUGGUCUCGUAGACUGCGGCUCGCGCCGACUGCAGUCCACCGCCAGCGUGUGCCCGUUCCACGCGCAUCUGGCCGCGCAGAAGACUCGCGCGCCGAAGAGCUCGUCGUCGAAACCCUUCGACAGUUUACCAACACCAAAGGGACUGCCCCUGGUCGGCACGGCGUUGGACGUAGCAUUCAGCGGCGGUGCAGCCAAGAUACACGAGUACUGUGACCGAAGACAUCGUGAGCUGGGUCCCCUUUACCGUGAGAAACUCGGGUCUGUGGAAGCUGUGUUCGUGGCCGACAGUGCGCUCAUUCAACAAGUGUACACUAAUGAAGGCAAAUAUCCGAUGCACAUGGUGCCUGAAGCCUGGCUCAUCUACAACGAGGUCAAAGGGAUUCAACGGGGUCUCUUCUUUAUGGAUGGACCUGAAUGGAUUAAAAAGCGGAGAAGCCUCAACAACGUUUUUCUAAGGCCCAAGACGGUGACCGACCACGUGAACGUCUUCAAUGACGUCAUUUCUGAUCUCCUGGACCGAUGGCAGGAGAGGAGCAGCAAUGACGGCGUGCUUCGGAACUUGGAGCGGGAGCUCUACAAUUGGUCUAUUGAGUCUUUAGGCACCAUGAUCUUUGGCCGGCGGCUCGGUUGUGUCGCCAAGACAUCCAGUAUGGAGAGUAUCCACGAGUUUGUCCACUGCGUUCAGCAGAUCUUCAGCGAAUCCGCGAAGAUGUCAAUGAUGUCUCCGCGGCUCGCUUACAAGCUUAAUCUGCCGGUCUGGAGGAGGUUCGUCAAGGCUGCAGGAAGGGCGCUUGAGCUUGCCAGGGAAUACGUUGAGGACAACGUUAAAAGCAUCACAAAUCAAACGGCGACAACUGCCUGUCAGGAAGGUAUAAUCGGUGAGCUCCUGCUCAAAGACAACAUCUCAGAGGAGGAGCUCGUACGGAUAGUCACAGAUCUUUUCCUGGCAGCUGCAGACACGACGUCGCACGCAACGCAAUGGGCCUUUUAUCUGCUGUCGAGGAACCCAAAGUGUCAAGCAACGCUACUUGACGAAGUACGGAGAGUAGUUUCACCAGGGCAGCCUGUUACAGAAGAAUCCCUUGCAAGACUACCAUACGUCAAGGCUGUCAUCAAGGAAGCCCUCAGACUAUAUCCUGUAGCGCCGUUCCUCACGAGAAUUCUUGCCGAUGACAUCUCUCUUGACGGCUACAACAUACCUGCAGGCAAGCUAAUUCUUAUGUCGCUGUACACAACUGGACGGGAUGAGCGACACUUCACCGAUCCCCAUGCAUUUCGACCGGAAAGGUGGCUGCGUGACCAACAGGAGCACGUCAACUCUUGGGCCUGCUUGCCGUUUGGUCUGGGUGUCCGGUCUUGCAUCGGAAGAAGAGUAGCGGAAGUUCAAAUGCAGUCCCUAAUUGCGAGGACGGUUCAAAAGUUCGACAUUGCUCCCGUGAUAGACGAGGAAGUCCCAAUCCGCAUGCGACUGAUCACCACGCCCGAGAACCCCAUAUCCCUCCGCCUAACACCGCGAGAGGGUGCAGCGUGACGCUGAGACGAAGGACGACCGAAUGGACUCGUUGCAAAAACAUGGUCGCUCCGGCGCACCGUCCAGGAACAACAUAUUCCCCAGACGUUCGCUCGUUGCCAGGACACAAGUGUCGUCCCGUUGAAGAGGCAACGUUAAGGUGGAGACAUCUGCAAUUCAACGAUGCAACAUGGCCAUCGAUGCGCGCAUCCGUCGGGCGGGACCCACAGACCCUCUGGGACGUCGUCGCCUCGCCCUCCAGAGCACAAGAUUACCAUCUACUCUUGUCGUAAAGAACCCGGUCAUACUGCGGUGAUAAGACUUUGUCAGUAUUUAAGUGAAACUUACCGUGCAAACUUAUGCUUACGUAUUUGUACAGUAUAUUAUUAUUUUGAACCGUUUUAUUUUCCAAUGGGACUGCAGCACAACACGUGACAAGUGCACUGCUUGUACAUCGUCGGGCAACUCCCGCCACGUGAUCAAGCAACCACAUUUUCAUGGGUCGAGGUUUCGAUAUUUGUUGUCCACAUGUGGGGGUAUAAACUACUGUGUAUUUUAGCCCUUGCCGAAACGAGGCAUCGCCCCGUAUCUGGUUUCUCGUAACUAACCCUGCGCUCCGAGACAAAACCCAAGAAAAGCUCGUCCAAAGAGCUCUAUAGAAAUUUUUGACAAGACCGUGCUGCUAAUAAGCGAAUAACUUAACUGACAUUCCCUUCCUCUCACCCAGUCUCAAACCCCCCAAGCAGCGUGUCGCCGCCUGCUGGUCACGGCCUCCGCUAGAACAGCCGAGAGAGAGAGAGAGAUCAGUUCUGGGCUUUUGUUGAAGAGCGCGGUGGAGAAGCCAGGUACCGGUGCCUGUGAGCGGGUACCACUAGUCGUCUAAGUAGUUAAUAGCCUUUCAUGGAUAUCAUUACAAUGCUCGUUUCUUCGCCUUCGUAUGAUCUCAAACGACGGUCGUCCUAUUUUCUCACUCACCCGCACCGCAAAGGCUGCGCCGCUAGUGCGAACAGGUGCGAGCCGCAGUAAUUUAUUUUGCUCUCUGUUCCGUGUGCGCGUUUUAGGGUAUUGUACCUUUUAGCGAGGGCUACAAUGUUACGCCGCGUAAUAAUUCACAAUUCGGACCAGCAACAAAUGGUGUUUUUAGGCUGUUUUUUAUCGCGUAUUUAUUUUAAAAGUAGUUCUUGGAGCUGGGUCUCACUGUGCGACUCCGAGGCUAUAGGUAGUUCGACCGCCCUCUUUUUUUUUACAAGUAUUAUACACGCGUCUUAAUAUUGUUUUGAUGCUUAUAUUUAUCUGCAACAUUCAACAGCUUGCGGGACUCGUUCACUGAGACAGUCUGUUAGCCCACCGAUCACAAGAUAAUCACCAUCAUCGCCGAACCGGAACCCGGUUUCGGUGGAUCCUUGUUCCAUCCUCAUCGAGAGCACGGUUGCUAUGUGUCCGAUCGCUCAUCUGUGCUGUGCAAUGUUAUGCGUCUCUUCAGUUCCGUGUGAAUGGACUACACUGUGAUUUGUACAUAACAUAGCGUCAACUUCUAAUGCAAGCGCGACUCUAAUAGGAUAAUUUUAUACUAGCAUUUUCUAAUGACUUUUAUAAUUAUAUAAAAUGUCCGUGCUCAUCACGCUGGUAUGUGUCGAGUCACCCCACUGUAACGACCUUGAGCAAUAGCCAUAGGAGUUUAAUAAAGAAACCGUUGCUUGAGUGGC
This is a messenger RNA of Ornithodoros turicata, 3571 nucleotides long. Its product is annotated as cytochrome P450 315a1, mitochondrial-like. The coding region runs from base 318 to 1886 and encodes 522 amino acids. Gene Ontology annotation, molecular function: iron ion binding; oxidoreductase activity, acting on paired donors, with incorporation or reduction of molecular oxygen; monooxygenase activity. The record is from RefSeq and is a predicted model, not a curated record. Lineage: Eukaryota; Metazoa; Arthropoda; Arachnida; Ixodida; Argasidae. The transcript is spliced from 8 exons.